AGGCGUGCUGACCCGCAGGCUGGUCGUGGGCGUGACGUCCCCCCCAGCGCCUCCGUCCGGCUCCGCCCCUGCCUGCCCAGGCCCCGCCCCUCCGUCCUCGGUGUUGCCAUCAAGUCGCAGGCGCAGCGAUGGCGGAGGGUGUGGAGCGCACCGACGAGCUGGUCCGCGAGUACCUGCUCUUCCGCGGCUUCACGCACACUCUGCGGCAGCUCGACGCCGAGAUCAAGGCGGACAGGGAAAAGGGCUUCCGGGUGGACAAAAUUGUGGACCAGCUACAGCAGUUAAUGCAAGUGUAUGACUUGGCUGCCCUUCGGGAUUAUUGGAGCUACCUGGAGCGUAGACUCUUCAGCCGCUUGGAGGAUAUAUAUAGACCCACCAUCAAUAAGUUGAAAACCAGCCUGUUCCGCUUUUAUCUUGUCUACACAAUCCAGACAAACAGAAAUGACAAAGCUCAGGAGUUCUUUGCAAAGCAGGCCACAGAGCUCCAGAACCAGGCAGAGUGGAAGGAUUGGUUUGUCCUGCCCUUCUUGCCAUCCCCAGAUACCAACCCCACCUUCGCUACCUACUUUUCUCGACAGUGGGCUGACACCUUCAUUGUGUCCCUGCACAACUUCCUGAGUGUCCUGUUUCAAUGCAUGCCAGUUCCUGUGAUCUUGAACUUUGAUGCAGAGUGCCAGAGGACCAACCAGAUUCAAGAAGAAAAUGAAAUUCUUCGUCAGAAGCUUUUUGCCUUGCAAGCUGAAAUCCACCAGCUGAAGAAGGAAGAGCAACAGCCUGAAGAGGAAGAGGCCUUGGUCCAACACAAAUUGCCUCCUUACGUCUCCAGUAUGGACCGCCUGGGGGACUCUGAGCUGGCCAUGGUGUGCAGCCAGAGGACUGCCUACCUCUCCCAGUCGCCUCGAGUAGGCUUCUUGUCCUCACUGCUGCCUCAGAGUAAGAAGAGCCCCUCCAGGUUGUCGCCUGCCCAAGGACCCCCUCCAGCUCAGAGCUCAUCCAAGAAAGAGUCCUUCAGCAGUCAGGCCACCAAGGGAAAGGACCUGACAGCUGGGGCCAAGGAUGGGAAGAGCCUCCUAUGCGGGCCGGUCCCUGGAGAGUCGAGCUGGGCUCAGCAGCGGCAGCGGCGCCUGCAGGACCAUGGCAAGGAGCGGAAGGAGCUCUUCUCUACCACCUCUUCCCAGUGUGCAGAGAAGAAGCCUGAAGCUGGUGGCCCAGAAGCUGAGCCCUCCCUGGAUCUUCACACGGAGCUGGUGGAACCACUGACACGGGUGUCCACAGCCGGGCCUGAGGGAGCAGGAGGCCGCACGGAGCAGCCCUUCAUCGUGCUGGGUCAGGAGGAGUAUGGGGAGCACCACUCGUCCAUCAUGCACUGCAGAGUGGAUUGCUCAGGGAGGAGAGUCGCCAGCCUAGACGUAGAUGGGGUCAUCAAAGUGUGGUCCUUCAACCCCAUCAUGCAGACCAAAGCAUCCUCCAUUUCCAAGUCACCGCUGCUCUCCCUGGAAUGGGCCACCAAGCGGGACAGGCUGCUGUUACUCGGCAGUGGUGUGGGCACAGUGCGUCUCUAUGACACGGAAGCCAAGAAGAAUCUCUGCGAGAUCAACAUCCACGAUGAUAUGCCCAGAAUCCUGUCUCUUGCGUGCAGCCCCAAUGGGGCCUCUUUUGUCUGCUCGGCCGCAGCUCCAAGCCUCACCUCGCAGGUGGACUCCUCAGUACCAGACAUUGGCAGCAAGGGCAUGAACCAGGUUCCUGGCAAGUUGCUGCUGUGGGACACGAAAACCAUGAAGCAGCAGCUCCAGUUCUCUGUGGACCCAGAGCCCAUUGCUAUCAACUGCACGGCUUUCAAUCACAACGGGAACCUGCUGGUCACAGGGGCAGCUGAUGGCGUCAUCCGGCUGUUCGACAUGCAGCAGCACGAGUGCGCCAUGAGCUGGCAGGCCCACCAUGGGGAGGUGUAUUCUGUGGAAUUCAGCUGCGACGAGAAUGCCGUGUACAGCAUUGGCGAGGAUGGCAAGUUCAUUCAGUGGAACAUCCACAAGAGUGGCCUGAAGGUGUCUGAGCACAGCCUCCCCUCGGAUGCCACAGGUCCCUUUGUGCUGUCUGGUUACAGUGGUUACAAGCAGGUUCAAGUCCCCAGGGGCCGGCUCUUUGCUUUCGACUCAGAGGGCAACUACAUGCUGACAUGCUCUGCCACGGGGGGCGUCAUCUACAAGCUGGGCGGUGAUGAGAAGGUCCUGGAGAGCUGCUUGAGCCUGGGUGGCCACCGGGCGCCUGUGGUCACUGUGGACUGGAGCACCGCCAUGGACUGUGGGACUUGCCUCACUGCCUCCAUGGAUGGCAAAGUCAAGCUGACCACCCUGCUGGCCCACAAGGUCUGACAGGCAGCCGAGGGACCAUGGAACUGGCAUCAUCCCAGGCCACAGGAGGGGACAGGACGCCCACUGCUAGCUCCUGCCAGCAAGUGUCCAGUGAAAGAUUGUCCACCACAGUGACUGGGACAGGAGCCUCAUGGGGCGGGUGACGCGCUUCCUGGAGACCAGAAGGAAAGCUCAGGGAUGAGGAGAGUCAGGGCACUGUGUGGGCCCAGGAGAGUAGCAGUGUUCUGUGUUUAUUUGCUUAUUUGUCUUCUUUUUUAAAAAAGAAUGCUCUUGCCAUGAGCCGGUAUACCUUUCGAGGAUGUGUGUGUCCCUUUGCCCUGUGAUCCGGGACCUCGGCGGGCCUUCCUCACCAGCUCUCCCUGCCCUGUGCUCGGCAGGUCCCAGGGGCUUUGCCAGGAGAAGGACAUGGGCCCACCGUGCUUUGUUUUGGUCGGGCUCCAGGCAAGUUUGGAGUGUCCUCUGACUACCUGAGAGUUGGUGACAUUUGUGACAGAAGCCUCUCAAGACGGGGCAGGGGCUCUGCCGCUGGCUGCCCUUGCCUUCUGAUGCCUGCUAUUAUGAGCGUCUCUCUCUGGGUGGCUCCUCUCAUUCUUCAGUUUGGCAUCCUUGGGACUGACUAGUGCCUGCUGCCUGCACCCUCUGCUGGUGAAUGGUGAGACAGUGAGCAAUGGCCAAGUUUCCCAGAGGGUACAAGGAUUUCCGGCCCGCCCUUGGGUCUGAGCUGAGCCUGGGCCAGCUUUGUCCAUGCUCCUGCCCGAGGCCUGCACCCAUCUCUCUGGCCUGACACCCUGAAGAGGCAGAUUCUCCACAGGUGGGGAGCCAACAUCCUGUCCCUCCUGUGUAACACGGCUGAUGCUGGGCUCCUGUAGCAGGCAUCCUGGGAUUGGAGGGUCUGGGCCUGGGAUUUCCACACUGGCAGGGUGAUCUUGUCGCUUACCCAGAGAGGGCCACUGCUCAAGCUACCCAGAACAGUCGUUUAGAGCAUAGGGCUGGCGGGGCAUGCUCCUGGGUACCUACUCUGGGAAAAGCACCAAGGCUCUAAGGCUGUGGCUCCCUUCCGCUGGGACUGAGGAGAGGUAAGAAGGACUGUGUGUGUGGAUGAUGGGAGAAAACAUCAGGGUCUGAGCAGUAAGUAGCCAUUUUCAGCCAUUUCAGCCCCUCAGAUGAAGAAAACCCAGGCUUCCCCACUUACACUCUCCCAUCUUCAGCACUGAAACAGCAGCCUCAUCUGUCCCGCCCAGUGAGUGAUCCUGGCUUUCAUCUGGGCUGAAUGAAAGGCUCCUCGCCUCCUCACAGUUUCUCUGUCUCGUGCCCACAGCUGGCUGACUGUCAUUACUGGUCAGAGCUCCACAGGAACCCUUGGAACCCUGGUCAUCUUCCCUGUCCCCAGCCCUCCGAGAAGUGCUCAUCUUCAGAUACAGCGUGUGGAAUUGUACCUCUCCCUCAGAGCACUUGGUCGGCAUCUACCCAAGAGCCCGAGCACGCUCCCCCUUAUCUGGAGGGAUAGGACUGAGAGGUGGGCAAGGCCUUGGUUUCCCCUCUGCACCUGCCUGGUGCUGACCACCUAGCCUGGCCUGGCCUGUGCCUGCAGCUUUGCAGAUGCAUUUCUGGUUUUCUCUCUUCUUCAGACACCUGCCUGCACUUCUGCUUGCAGGCUCAGACCCAAAUCCAGCCCCUUGGUGUGGCAUUCAGAUGCCCAGGGCUCAACAUGGUGCACAUGAUGCACACAACAUACAUAUUAUGGACCAACUCAGCCUGGUGAAUUGUUGCCUCGCAAUAAACAUACAACAUUUUAUCUAUUAAUUUAAAAAAUAAAAAAAUGUUAAAAUCCCAAU
Molecule: messenger RNA, 4207 nt
Organism: Heterocephalus glaber (naked mole-rat)
Lineage: Eukaryota; Metazoa; Chordata; Mammalia; Rodentia; Bathyergidae
Gene: Wdr91
Product: WD repeat domain 91
Biological process (GO): negative regulation of phosphatidylinositol 3-kinase/protein kinase B signal transduction; early endosome to late endosome transport
Cellular component (GO): early endosome membrane; late endosome membrane
Molecular function (GO): protein binding; phosphatidylinositol 3-kinase inhibitor activity
Source: RefSeq, a predicted model, not a curated record